Stegodyphus dumicola is the source of this 585-nucleotide messenger RNA. RefSeq names its product speckle-type POZ protein B-like. Lineage: Eukaryota; Metazoa; Arthropoda; Arachnida; Araneae; Eresidae. The record is from RefSeq and is a predicted model, not a curated record.
AUGACUAACGAACAUCCUUACGUAGUAAUUCAUUUUCACGCUACUGAAUUAAAUGCUUCAGAUGAAGAAGGUAUCGAAUGUGUACCGUACAGAAUAGACGUGCUUGCUUUAUCCAGUUUAUCACGGGAUAUGCAUGCACUGUACGAAAAUGGGAAUCAAUCCGACUUCACACUAAUCUGUGGCUCCAGCAAGAUUCGAGGUCAUAAAUGCAUUCUUUCAGCCAGGUCUCCAGUUUUUGGACGUAUGUUCCAACAUUCUAUUACUAAAACAACUGAUAACGCAAUAACCAUUCCUGAUAUCGAUGGCAAUGUGUUGGAUCAGCUCGUAUUAUUCAUGUAUACUGGAUGCAUAAGCGAGCUUUCUUGUCCCAUGGCACGAGACCUGUAUUCUGCAUCUGACAAGUACGCUGUGUUACAGCUGAAAGAUAAGUGUACCGAACUUUUAAUUUCGUCGAGCUCCACUUCGACAGCUGUUGAGAUAUUAACAUUAGGGAACACGAAUAACAAUAUUCGGAUAAGAAACGCUGCUGUUAGGUUUUAUUUACGACAAUUUUGGAGAUCUGAAUAUUACCAAAGCAUGGCUUAA